AAUCCAAUGAAAACCUAAAUUUCCCCUAACUUUCACGCCGCGCCACCAUCAACUCUCCCUAACUGUUUCACGCAGCGCCACCAUCAAUUCCCCUAACUGUGUCGCGCCGCGCCACCAUCAAUUCUCCCUAACUAUUUCACGGUUUCACGGCGCGAUGCCGCCACCAUCAGUCGAUACUGUAAGCAGUUUACCGGACGAAAUACUGUGCAGUAUUCUGUCUUUACUCCCCACCAAAGAAUCAGUUGCUACAACCCUUUUAUCCAAGCGAUGGACUCAUCUCUGCCACCGUGUUCCAGAUCUCCACUUCACCGACAUCACAGAAUCCAAUAUUGACUCUCUUUACUCCUUUUUACUCUCCAGAGAUACAGCCGAUUCUAAUUACAUCAGCAUUUUCAAUUUGGACAUUCAAUUUUCUCAUAGUUUCGACUUUCACAGUAUCACCAAAUGUGUCGAUUUUGUUGUUCAAACCAGACUCAGACUCAAGUUUCUUCGUCUCCAUCUCCACCAUGAGUGCAACAAAGUUCUUCGACCUCAAUUGCCUUUUACCAUCUUCACAUGUAAAACCCUAACAAGUCUCAGCCUCUACUGGUUCCAUACCGAUGGUUAUUCUUUUUCUUCAAAUACAUGUCAACUGCCCUUGCUCAAGAUCCUUCGUUUGGAACUCAUUAAUUUCGUUAAAAUUCGAGAUUUUAUGUUGUUUCUAGCCGGAUCUCCAAUUCUCGAGGAUCUGACAGCUUUUCACAUAUACUUUGACUUCUUUAGAGAUGAUUCUUCUCAUACCUCUCCUGAGUUUAAAAGCUUAACCUGGCCCAAUUUGACUAGACUAAAUUUGUCUCCUUUUUGUGGUUCUUCAUGGUUUAUGUUUAUGGUCAAUGCUCUCUCUACUUCAGUGUUUCUCUCCAUAGAAACAAACAGCUUGUAUAUAGAAGACCACAUAGUCUCCAAGAUAAAUCAGCAGUGCCUUGACGAUAUUCCUAUGUUUCAUAACUUGACACACUUGGAGCUCCAUAGUCAUUGGGAAUUGGUAUUAAAGGUGCUCCACCUAUGCCCUAACCUUCAAAAUCUUCAACUUUCUCAGGCGUCAAAGCAGGCAAGAUGGAAUGAUAAAAAUUAUCUGGAAAUUUUCAAGAAGCCUCAAUUUGUUCCAAAAUGCCUCUCAUUAUCCCUUACAACUUGCGCUAUGCGGGACUUUUUAGGCCUACAAGGUGAUCUUAUGUUGGCAAAAUAUAUUUUGAAAAAUGCAAAAUAUUUACAAACCAUGUCAAUCUCGAGCUUAACGGAACUACCUGGAAUAGAAAGAAAGCUUUUUGCGUGCCCGAUGGCCUCGACAACAUGUCGACUUUCAAUUAUUCAUAACAAAGAUUAGGUAAGUAGUAGUUUGUUUCUCUAUCCUACUUGUCGUUUUAUUAGCUUAGCUUCUACAAUAUACUCUCUUCUUGAUUUGGUGGUUUGAACUUUGAACUAUGGUUUGCGAAGGUCAUGAAUUUGUCUCCCUUGAUAAGUUAAGCAAAAAUCAUCAUUAAAUGAUUUAGUCUACCUGUUUACUUAUAUAUUUGUUUAUUAAACUUGUUUGUGACUACAAUUAGAUCAACCCGAAUCCAUUUAUGGCCACAUGUAUGCUAAAUCCAGAUUUGGAUGCAUAGCAACAUGAUAAGACGGCGCCUACAAAGAUUAUAAAGUAGUUGUUUAAUUUCUUAAGGGAAUCAUUUUGUUUUUUGUUUUUAUUUGAAAAUACUGUUUUGAGUGCUUUAUCAAAGAUGACUUGGAGAUUUUUUUAGAUAAGAGAAAGAUUCAGAACAGAAUUUUGUUAUGUUUUAUUGAAGAAUACUCUUGAUGAUUCUAACUAGAUAAAUGUGAUUGUCUAACCAACUCUCUUAGACUUUAGUGCAAAGGGUAACUAAUUGUAACAAAAGAAACACUACUAGUGAGUAAUAGUUACUCCUAACUUCCCCCAAAUCUAAGGCGGUUGACCAAGUUUACACUUGUCAAACAUGUUUGGCCCUACGCAAAGGACUCCGAAUAGAUGUGUUGAUUUUAAUGGUAAAUUUGUAUUAUUUUCAAAAAUAUACAUUCAGGGCUUAUGUUCAAAAAAACAAAAUGGAUGUGUUGAUUUUUAAAUAAAUAUUAAAUUAUUAUUAAAAAAAACAUUUUAAAGACAAAGAAAAAGUGCAUUUGCAAUUAAGACAUUAUGACUAUGAAAUGAAAAAUAUUCUCAAUAUUAAAUGAUAUCAAGAUACUUAGAUAAAGAUUUCUUAACUUCUUAAAAAAGAAAACUGAUUUAUAAUAAUGGCUGUAAAUAAUCAGUUCAAAAUGGAUUCGGCCACUUCUUUCUUAUCUUGCAAAAAAUGAUCUUUUCCUUUUAAAUUUUUUGGCAUUUGGGUUGGAGAAAGAGCUAACAAGACGAAGGUGUGGAAGGACGUGGUUAACAACAUAAAAUCAAGAUUGUCGACGUGGAAGGGGAGAAACAUUUCUAUAGGUGGAAUCUAUAGGUGGAAGGGUGACUCUCAUUGGGUCGGUGCUUAACGCAAUUCCGAUUUUCACACUUUCUUUUUAUAAAGCACCGAGCAAGAUUAUCAAAGAGAUUAGAGGUCUUCUUAGUAAUUUUUUGUGGAAUGAGAAUGCAAAUAAAAGAAGUAUUCAUUGGGUGAAGUGGGAAAAUGUUUGCAAACCUAAGGAGAAAGGUGGAUUAGGUAUUAGAGAUGUUGGUGAUAUAAAUAGAGCUCUCCUUCUCAAAUGGAAAUGGAGAAUUUUGAAGGAGGAUAAUGUCAUUUGGAGUAGAUUUCUACUCUUGAGAUAUCAUGAUUCGAAAUUCAAAGUGCUAGCUUCUUGUGGGGAUGUUUUAAAUCGGGAUGAUUCUAGUUGGAGAGAUAUCAUCCUUAAUGAUUUUAAAGAGGAGGAUAGCGUUGAAGGCUUUACCGAUUGGAUUAAUUGUGAGUGUAAGAAUGGAAACAACAUUCUUUUUUGGCAUAGUUGUUGGUUGGGCGAUCAAAUUCUUCGUGAAUCUUUACCACAUUUGUUCGAACUCUCAACCAAUAAACUUUGCAAGGUUAGCGAUAUCAUAUCUCGGAAUAAUGGUGUCUUUUCUUGGAAUAUCAACGAUCUCUUCGGCAUUGACAGAGUGUCCAUCUUGAACUUGUCUUCCCUCUCUACCGACCAAAAUGGUACCAUCUCGGAUUUGCCUACUCAAGAGGGACUUAAAAGAAUCUUUGGAGAGCUUCACUCCGAUCAAUUCGGAAAAUGACGUUUUUCAUUGGAAGCUUAAUCCCUCCGGUGUUUUCUCGGUUGCAAGUGUGACUAGUGUGGUUUCUAAUGCCAAAGACAAUGCUUGGCCAAUCUAUACUAUCAAGUUGUUGGAAACAAUGUGGAAGUCUAAGGUUCCGAAAAAGGUCCAUAUUUUUUUCUUGGAGAUUCUUUAUUGAUCGCCUUCCUUUAAAAUACCUUUUGCUUCAUAGGGGGUUUCUAAUUUCACCUCUCUUGAUUGUGUCCUUUGUUCUAACCAUCCGGAAUCUUCGCUUCACCUUUUUUUUCAUUGUAAUGUUUCGAAAGCGGUGUGGGAGAAAGUCUACAAUUGGUUGGGAGAAGACGUGGAGUUUAAUUUUGACGAGUUCAAAAGCUUCGGUUGCAUUCAAGAGAAGGUGAAGAAACACAAUAUUAGAAUUAAAUUAAAUUCUAUUUGGUUAGUUACAAUUUGGUGCAUUUGGUUGAUGAGAAUGUUAUUAUCUUUGAGAACGCUACUUUUAGCUUCGAAACGGUAAUCUCCAACAUUUUGUUCUUCUAUUGGAGAUGGUUAGAUGGUAGUGAUCCUAUUUCUAGGAUCCCUUUUUAUGAUCGGUAUAAAUUAGUGCGAUAUCUUAUAAAAUUGCUUAUUAAAAAAAAUGGAGCGAGUCUUGAGCAAUUGGUCAAUACUUUUUUUUGCUUUACUUCAACUCAAAUUGUUAAAUGAUGAAAUGAUUAACUUGUUGGCCAAGAUUAAACAUAAAUGACUGGGUUGCAUAAAUUUAAUUUAAUAAGCUCUGACUCCAUGACUACUGCACAGAUCCUGUAUCUACCAAAACUUAAUCAUAUUUUAAUUAAAAGAAGCUGGAAGCUAAAAUGUAAUGAAUCAAAGGACAUUGGGGACUACGCCAAUGAAGUAAAAUUGGAGCGAAAAAUGUUGUGCUGAAGUUCAUGUUACAGAAGUACAUGUUAUGAUAAAUCUCUUACAUGUUAGUGGAGCAUCA
Molecule: messenger RNA, 4220 nt
Organism: Vicia villosa (hairy vetch)
Lineage: Eukaryota; Viridiplantae; Streptophyta; Magnoliopsida; Fabales; Fabaceae
Product: FBD-associated F-box protein At5g56370-like
Exons: 3
Coding region: 155-1366 (403 amino acids)
Molecular function (GO): protein binding
Source: RefSeq, a predicted model, not a curated record